UGAAAACGGCAAUUCUGAAUUAUUUACCUAUAAGGCACUAUAUAAACAUACGGAAAUCGAAAGUAGCCUUUCCAUUUCGGAAAAUCUGGGGGGUUUAGUGUAUAAUUAAUAUCACGCAAUCUGGCUUGUCUCCAUUGCGCAGAAUGGCGUCACUUGACGGGAAUCAAAACGAGAUAUAUAUUACCUACGCCUCCAUUUGCUUAUUAUCGAAGCUCGAAAGGUUUUGCGAGCAAAGUUUGACUCUAUAAUCAAACCUCCUGAUUUAACUAACACACUCAUGAGAGUAAAAAGAACAAUAGAUCACCUGAAGAAAAUAGGGUAUAUCUCAAAUGAAGAAUAUAAACUGUUAAAUCCAAAUCCUAGUUCAGAAAAAUUUGAUACCGCUUUGUUGGUGGUUCUUCUUCAACACAUCUGUAAUUUAAACCCUAGAGACAAAGUGUGGGGCCAGAAAGAUAACGCUAAAAUUAAAGGUAAUACAGACGAGGCAAAUAUCCAGCGUAUCAGGAAUUUGAGAAACAAAAUGCAGUACAAAAACGCUGCAAGGUUAGAGCAGCAUGAAUUUGAUAGCAGCUGGGAUAUUUUAGAAAAGGCCAUGGUACAUCUCGGGAAAAGCUGCGGACUGCACGAUGUCCAGAACAGUAUUGACAUCAUCAAAAAUAGAACUCUGGAAAUGGUUACACCAGAGAUGAAAAAUCUUCGUGAAAACACAAUGCUGUUCCUCAAAGAAUACCAAGGGGAUGAGCAGUAUUAUAUCAAGACAAAGUUUUUUCAUCAAGCUGAGAAGAUGUUGACAGAUAAACAUCUGACCGUAGUAACGGGAAACCUUGGCGAGGGCAAAACAACAAUGGCAGCGUACCUAGCGUUAAAAAUAUCGGAACCUGAAAAAUGUCUGAAACUUGAAAAUGCUUGCGAUUGGAGAAAGAUCGACUGGUCGUUAAAACAGUUCAAUACAGUGAUUAUAGAUGAUAUAUUUGGAGUUGGAGCUUUGAACACCACAUACCUUGCAGACUGGAAAAUGUAUCUGCCUGAAAUAGAGAGAGCUGCAAAAAUGAACCAGUUGAAUGUUAUUAUAACGUAUCGACAUUAUAUUAAGGAAUAUGACCUGCAUAGCGAUUCUAUAUUUAAGGACCGAGAAGGGAACAUUGUACAGCUUUGUUCAGUUGAUUUAACCAAUGAAGAGAAGAAGAACAUUCUCAUCUCGCGGGUCAAACGAACAAACAAUGAAGAUCUGUUUUUGAGAAACCACGUGGAUAUAGACGAAUGCGUCAUGAUGUACAAAGGAACGAUGAAUCGUCACAUUGACACGACUGUAAUUGGAUUUCCACAGUGCGCCAAUUUAUUUGUUCAGAGAGAUACAAUGAUAAAAUUGGGAGCACGUUUUUUUGAAAACCCAGUAGCCCACUAUAUUAAACAGAUGUACAAUGAAAAAAACUUCGACCUUUUUCUAGCUCUUGUAAUUGUCUGGGCAGAACGGACAGGUGGUCGAAUUAAAGCUGGCAACUUAGAAAUUGCGUCACAAACAUCAGGCCACAUUGGAUUUGUGGCAAAUAUAUUUGGCAUCGAAGUCAACAGGGAACGCCUGGAAAACAUAAGUUUUUGCUUAAAGAGUCAUCAGAAAGAUUCCUUGAUAUAUGUCGAACAUUCUGGAGAGUACAAGUUCAGUCAUAAUGCUAUUGGAGAUAUGGUUGGUGUUGUUCCAGGAGAUCAAAGACACAAAAUUGUAGAAACAAUCGAACUGUGUCCGCGUGAUUUCCUAAUGAACAUGAUUCGUUUAGAAGAUGCGGGAAACGAGCAAUUCUGUGUAGUUGUCGACAAAGAUAAUUACCAUUACCUUUGCAGAAAGGUUGCAAAAAUGAUCCUCCGAAACAACUGUAAUAGUGAUGGUCGGGGAGAUUUUGUUUCAGAAAGUACACAGUUGCUGUCUAGAAAACCACAAUUGCAUCUGGAAGUCCUUCAUAACCUUGAUUUCGAAUUACUACAUCAUACUAUGUUCAUGGAUGAGCAUUUUGUGGAAGUGUUUAUUAAAGUGGUCAAAGACGAACGUUUACAGCAAGAUCUCUUCGAAACUCCUGUUAUGAAAUUGAAAAUGAGUUUCAGUAAUGAAGAUGUGAUAUGCAUUCCGUUUUAUUGUCUUUAUUUUGGAAAAGAUGUCCUUUUGAAGGGACUGAUUGCCAAUGGUAUCGAAAUAACUUAGUUUUAGCCACACACUACGCAAAUCGUUACAGUCUAUGUAGCAUGAUUGAAAGCUAAUACAAACUGUCUGUGAAUUUAUUAAAUAUGAUAUUUAUAAAUGUAUUUAUGUAAAAUGAUGUACAGUAAUAUGUUGAUUUUGUUACGAAAUGUACAAUAGUCAUCGUCAAAAUCAUUUUUGAACACACAUUUUCGGCUGCAGCAUUAUAAUUAUAAGAAUAAUCACUAUAAUACAAAAUAAUCGUCGAUUUACAAUAUAUUAGCAUUGUAUUGUCAUAUAUGUUGUUGUUGUACAGUUUUUCAUAAAAUAAUGUCAGAAAUUCACUUGGACUUUAACUUUUAAAACUGUGGCGGUUAUCCUUUUUAUCGUCUGCGACUGAAUUAACAGACAAAUCGAAACCACACUGGAUUUUAUUAUUUUAUUUUACUUCUUAUUCGAAAGUCCGUAACAAAAAACAUAUUUAGAGUCCAAACACGGGGAAACUCCGCCAUAUGUGUCUUGUUCUGACAAAACUGGGAAUAAUACAUGUGCGUAAAGUGCCGUCCCAGAAUUGGCCUGUGCAGUUCGGAUAUGACCGAACAGUGCGGAUAUGAACGAAUACAGGCAAUAUCGACACUUUUUCUGCAAUGUUUAUUUCAAUGUUUAAUAAAAUAAAUACACAAUA
Messenger RNA from Dreissena polymorpha, 2855 nucleotides. RefSeq lists its product as uncharacterized. NCBI's taxonomy places the organism in Eukaryota, Metazoa, Mollusca, Bivalvia, Myida, Dreissenidae. The coding region runs from base 278 to 2194 and encodes 638 amino acids. The record is from RefSeq and is a predicted model, not a curated record. The transcript is spliced from 5 exons.